AUGGCAUCCUUUGCUUGGCCAGAUCCUGCGAAGCCCACGCCGACAUCCAAGGUGGUCUCGGAUCCCAAGGAUUGGAAGGACGAGGCUCUGCUCAUUCCUCAUGAAUGCAUUCGCUGGUACAACGCCCACUUGCUGCAGAUUUUGGACGAGUUCGACCCAGUGGCUCGGCCAACGUGCGCAUGGAAGACCAAGGUGCUUUUCAGCUUCUUUGCGGACUAUUACAUGCCCUUCGUCCAUCAUCACCACCACGGGGAGGAGCAUAUCUACAAUCCUGGCAUCCUCGAGAAGUGCAAGAGUGCAGGUGUGGCAGAUCCAUUUCCCAAGAUCAAGGAGGACCAUGAGAAGCUUCUGUCUCACUUAGAAAGCCUGCUGACCUUUCGCAAAGGAAUCGAUGCAGGCGAUGGUCAAGUCUUGGAAGAGUUCAAGAAGAGCAUGAAGGAGAUGAUCGAGUUCAUGGAGGAGCACCUUGCAGAAGAGGAGCGGGACUACCCCAAGAUUUUCGAUGCCUGUAAGAUGACCCAGGAAGAAGAGGGCGCGCUCGUGCACAAGAUCUUGGAGAGUUUGGGCUUGGACGGAAACAAGCGCAUGCUGCCAACCGUACUCUACACCAUGGCCUUGUGGAGGGGAAAGGACAAGAUGCUCGAAUGGGAGACGCACCUCCCUGGGCCAGUCCGCAUGCUGAACAACAACUGUUGGGUCAAGGACUUUCAGGAGAAUCAAUUGCGAGUUCUUGAGGCCCUCAAGAAAGAGGAGGCCUUCGAACCCCAGGUCAGGAACCACACCUUGAGGACGCGGCGGAUGGGCCCUUUCUGUCUGGUGGAUGCUACCAUUGUGGUGGAUGCUCGUAUUUCGGCUUCUGCUGCUUCCAUGAUUGCCGAGGCAGUUCACGACCAGGUCAUCCGCGAUUUCCACCCAUCUGUCACAGACGUCCUCGUACACGUUGAUCCAGACGGCAGCCCGCAAUCGCAUCGUCUGGAGACGCACUCAGAGGUAGGUGCAAUGUCGGACCCCGUGAUGAACCCCGAGGAGCUGGAAGCCCGGAUACGCCAGGCCCUCCUGCAGGAGGACACUGACAAAGACCUGCCCCGGAUCUUAGAGGUGACAGACCUGCAUACCUACUUCUACAUGGAGGAUGAGAGGAACUUCACUUCAGAUGGUCAUCCUGACUUUAUCUAUCCUGGCUGCCAUGCGAAGUUCGUCCUGACGGUGGGGAAAACCGUGGACUUGCACCCUGGUGAUGUGGUGGAGUCUGCCCUGCAGAACAAUGUCGUGCAAAGCAGGUCGGCAGCUGAUUUUGCCGUGGGGAUCUCCCAAAACAAGGGCGUGCGCCGAGGUGAGGAUGUGGUCGUGACACCCGGAAGCAAUGGCGUCCUCAAGAUUGCCAUGCUUAUGGAUGGACAUGGAGGCCAGGGCAUCGUGCAGCACGCCGCGGCCCUUCAAAAGCGCCUCCUUGAGCGCUGCACGAGUUUCGAGGCAUGGCCUGGCUGUGCUGAAGAAGCAGUUGCAGCCUUUCAGGACCAAGCGCGGGAGCAGCACUGGCCGAGUGGUGCCACCCUUGUGGCCGUGGUCUCGGAGGUGAAGACCUCCAGAACAGCCUUUGCUUGGGCCGGAGAUUCCCAGGGAGUUUGGAUCCGCGGUGGGCAGAUCGUGUACAGGACCACCACGCACACCACCGAGAACGUCGCAGAACUCCAGCGCCUGCAGACACACCGCCCUGCGUACAGCUAUCGCCUUCGGCACGGCUACUUGUGCAGUACGACUCCCAAUGCUGGGUGCGUGAUGCCGACCAGGGGCUUGGGCGAUGUAGACUUGGAAAGCGCUGGAUUCCUGGCAGUGCCUGAAACCUCAGAUUUUGUGGAAGUGGAGGCAGAUGAUGUGAUUCUCAUUGCCUCCGAUGGUUUGUGGGAUGUCGUGAGUGAAGAACAAGUCUUGGCCAUCUUGGCAGACAAGCAGCUCCCGACGCUCGAAGCCCAGGCGACGGCGCUGGCUGCAGCGGCGGUGCGUGCUUGGCGGGCACAGUACGGCUCUUCCGAAGCAGAUGAUGUCAGCGUACUCCUGUACAGGCCGCAGCUGGAUUCCGCCAGUGGCGCUGAGCUCUGA
Molecule: messenger RNA, 2100 nt
Organism: Symbiodinium natans
Lineage: Eukaryota; Dinophyceae; Suessiales; Symbiodiniaceae
Source: the annotation of a GenBank genome assembly